This is a messenger RNA of Aspergillus aculeatinus CBS 121060, 958 nucleotides long. Its product is annotated as fungal specific transcription factor domain-containing protein. The transcript is spliced from 3 exons. Gene Ontology annotation, molecular function: DNA binding; zinc ion binding. The record is from RefSeq and is a predicted model, not a curated record. Lineage: Eukaryota; Fungi; Ascomycota; Eurotiomycetes; Eurotiales; Aspergillaceae. Bases 448 to 861 code for a protein of 137 amino acids. Gene Ontology annotation, biological process: DNA-templated transcription.
CUACCGCCACGAGAAUUAGCGGACUACCUGCUAGGCUGCUAUUAUGAUGAAAUUCACAGUUUAUAUCCGUUUUUCCACCAGCCUGCCUUUGCUCGCGCAUAUAGCGCUCUAUGGGCGCCCGGGCCUCCAGAGGAUGUGGAUGACUUUGGAAAACGAAUAGGAUUAGGAGACUCAAGUUUGCCCUGGCCGAUAUUUCAUGCCGGACUGAACAUUGUCCUAGCACUAGGCUGCUAAUUCUCCUCAUUGGAUAGGAUGACGCGCGAAGCUACCGCGGAUGCCUUCUUCCAGCGAUCCCAGAAGUUCUUAAAUGGCAUCUCCAUGGCUAAAGGGAGUUUAGCGCUUGUCCAGACACUUUUACUGAUGUCAUCUUAUCUGCAAGGAAGCGAGUCCCCAGCACGGUGCUGGAAUACCAUCGGCUUUGCAUGCAGAAUGGCGCAAGCACUCUGAAUGCAUUCCUUGAGUUCGGAUAGAUUUAGAUCGGCGGCGGAAAUCCAAGUCAGAAGACGUGUGUGGCAUGGGUGUAUCAUGCUGGAUCUAGCGAGCAGCAUGAUGUUGGGCCGCCCGCCCAUGAUCCAGGAUUCAGCGGUCCCUCUCCCAGACGCCAUCGAUGAUGAGGCCCUCGAUCAACCGAAUCUAGUUUCCAGAUUGCCACCCACAGCCUUAUCGAGAACAGAAUUUUACGUGCGCACGUUGCAGCUGUAUAAAAUUCUAAGGCAAAUCCUGGCAAGAAUCUUUGCGCCCUGGGAAGGUAGACAGGAGAAUCUAGCUGAGCAGCCUCAGGCUGAAAGCAGCCAAGCUAGAAAUGUGAUGGAGCUAGAAGUAGAAUUAUUGGCUUUAAGUCAGAACUUCCGGCACAACUGAACUGGCAAAAUGGAGAAAUACCGGCCAAUACCAGUAAGCAAUAUUCGCGAGAAAGUUGCUUGCUAAGGGCGAGAUUUCUGCAGUAUAGAAUUCUUCU